AUGGACUUUGAAGACUUUAUUGACAGGAUUUUCAAUGCAAUUACUUAUUUAAAAUUUUGGAAAAAAAAUUUCUCAUCUCUUAACAAAGAUAUAGUAAACACUGCUCUGAAUAUAACAUUGUUAACUUUAGCCGUGCUGAUCUGUGCUUCGGAAGCAAUUGGAAUCAUAGGCACUAACAACCUUACGAGUUUUGGAGUUUGUACGUGCCAAUUUUUGUACCACUUUUCUGGAUUGUGCAAGUGGGUAAUUAUGAUUUUGAAAUUAGAUGAUGUUAAAAAUAUUCUCAUAAGAAUCAAACGCUGUCAUGAAAUCUGCCUAAGUUACAUUGAAACUCAAAAAGAAUUUUUUGAGUACAACCAGAAAAUUCAAAAGCUUCAAAGCAACGUGAUAAUGUUUGCCAAACUUUGGUUUCUUCUUUGUAUCUGUGGAACAUUUGAGUGGUGUUUGAAUCCUCUUAUUUAUGACUGUUACAACAUUUAUAUUUUAAAAAUUCCAACUACCAAUUACACACGAAGCUUGCCUUAUGAAGCAUUUUUUCCGUGGAAGAUUGACACCAAUAAGAAAUAUAUUAUGACAUUUGCAUUUCAGCUUAUAAGCGCAAUUGCCACGUCUGCUGGAAUGGUCAUUAGCGAUGCCUUGAAUGUUAUUUUUUUAGCUAACAUAUCGUUCAAUCUUGAAUUUUUGAACAUUACUUUAGUUAAAGAAAAUAAAAAUUUUGCUAUUUUGAGAUUUUCCGAUAGUGAUAUGGCAAUAAAAAAAUUUAAAAGUAAAUUACGGACUUGUUUAAUUCACCACCGAGAAAUUUUAGAGUAUGUUUUUUUAUUUUUUCAAAUUAAAAUAGUAAUUUAUGUCAUAUGGCCGCAAAGUCGCGAUUUUCUGACAACGACGAUGUUACGAUAUGAGCUUAAGGUUCGUGGCGGGAAUCCAACUAUAGAAUGUGUUGUGCAAUUAAUAAGUAUAGUAGAAUUCUGGUUUGCAGUCACCGUGGACUUAUUUUUGUUUUCAUUUCUCGCCACAAGAAUCGAAGAACGGGUGAAUGGACUGACAACUGCAGAUGCGAUUUAUGCGUGCAAUUGGGAGCAAUCGAUGAUCAACUACGAUGGCGACUUCACUGGGGAUCAUCGUCAAACGAUCCUCGAUAUUAAUCAAAUGAUCAGCUUCAGCUUGAUGCGGGCUCAAAAACCAAUUACUUUUCAGGGAGGACUUUUUUAUGUUCUUUCUCUAGAAACAUUCAAAGCUCUUACGGGAUUUUCGUUGUCAAACGCUGUAGUGCUUCGACAACUUUCU
Messenger RNA from Cotesia congregata, 1287 nucleotides. The record is from the annotation of a GenBank genome assembly. Lineage: Eukaryota; Metazoa; Arthropoda; Insecta; Hymenoptera; Braconidae.